Bursaphelenchus okinawaensis is the source of this 1239-nucleotide messenger RNA. The record is from the annotation of a GenBank genome assembly. NCBI's taxonomy places the organism in Eukaryota, Metazoa, Nematoda, Chromadorea, Rhabditida, Aphelenchoididae.
AUGGUGAUCAUCAAGUGGCUUCUCGGACUGGGCCUGCUGGGCGUCGGCGUGCAUGGCUUCUCGGCGCACGAAGAGCUGAUGGCGUUCAACUUGACCAAGGCGGGCGUGGACUACGAAGUGACUUCGGACCCUUUUCGCAUUGCCGUAACGCAUAUAACUCGCAGCAAGGAGUGUGCAAAGUAAGUAAGAUGGCAAGUAUAAUAGUGGUUUUUAUGGGUUUCAUUUGGAAGAUGCUGCUUUAUUUAUUUUUUAAGUAGUAAGAGUCAAGACUUAACUAUGAUUUUCAUAUCUUUUACCAUGUUAUUCAGGGAGUACGCGUGUGUUUGUUACAAUUCCAAAGACGGUGGCAAGCUGAAGGAGCAGGCGUUAGCUACGAAUUUGCCCGACUGCGUCAAAACUAAGGGAUUCAUGUGCGGUUCGAUUGGAACUUUCAAUUACUACGUUUCGUUGCGUGGCCAACUCUUCUCGGUGGACACGGCCGAGCACGCGGACAUUCCCCCGUUCAAGGUGGAGAUGCGAUUGAACGACGAAUUCAACUACGUUCCGGUCAUUUCAUUGCAAACUCCGCCUGCGUUAAAAAACCCUAAAAGCUGUCAAUUCUCCAUCACGGCGGUGGGUUUUUAUUUUUUUUUAAAUUUUGUGUUUAGUUUUUUGGAUUUUAAAAUUUCUAAAAUUGUCAUCGAAAUUAAAAAAAAAUUAUUUUUGGCAAAAGUGCUUUUGUUACCUAAAAUAUUGAGCAAAACUUCCUAUUAAGUUGUCAAAUAAUUCUGCGCCCCUUAACUUCGAAAAUUUGCUUUGAGAGGGGGCUCAUAGUUUGUUGAACAAUUUAGUAGAACGCUUUGAGUUUAAAUUGCCAUAUCUUUUUAAAUAUAAUUUUAAAAAUUCUGAAAAUUUCGUAAAACCAUGAAAAGAUACCAUAGUAUCAAAUGGUAAAACAAUAUUCUAAAAAUAUUUGCCGGUCCAUAAGUUAUGGGUAAAAUAUGACGCUUGUUCCAUAAAACUAAAACUAAAGUUUUAUUUUUUUUUAAUUUUCAAAUAAAAAAAAAUAUUUUUUUCAACUUUAAAAAAAUAAAAUUUUUUAUUUAAUUUUUUCAUUUUUUUAAGCUAAAAUUUGAAUUUCAGCAACAUCUGAAACCCUUCAAACAGGCCAAAGCCGCCAUGGAGGACAAGGUCAUCAACUGCCCUGAUUGCAAGAAGUGCCAACUUAGUGGUCCCGAUUUUGGAAACCCGAACGAGUGA